This is a messenger RNA of Thalassophryne amazonica, 1731 nucleotides long. It is a transcript of the gene loxl1, whose product is annotated as lysyl oxidase-like 1. Gene Ontology annotation, molecular function: protein-lysine 6-oxidase activity; copper ion binding. The transcript has 3 exons. The record is from RefSeq and is a predicted model, not a curated record. The coding region runs from base 394 to 1731 and encodes 445 amino acids. Lineage: Eukaryota; Metazoa; Chordata; Actinopteri; Batrachoidiformes; Batrachoididae. Gene Ontology annotation, biological process: peptidyl-lysine oxidation.
UCAGGCAAAUAGAAGCUUGCAGUCCUGCAGUGAACAGGCAAUUCUUUCCAAAAGGCAGGCAGCAAUGCUUUGUCUGACAAGCAACCUAACAGAAGGACGAGAAGUCAGGAUAUAUUCACAGAGCACUUACAGGCGGGAACACCACCGCUGGGUCUUUUGAAGCCCACUCUCGUGGGUGGGAAUGCACACUCUCCUUCCUCCGCUGCUACCACUGAAGACCUGCAGAUGCUUUCAACCACAGGUUUACUUAACAACUCUGAAUCUGUUUCCACAUUUGCACCAGCGCUGUACCAGCAGGAAGAAGAUGCACUUGAUUUAUUGACAAAACUACAGGUGGUUUGUGUUUGAGCCUUUGGUGGAUCGUGAGGGUUUUUCCUGGUUUUUGUGUCCACUAUGAUGUCCAUUGUUGUGGUGUGUUUGGUAUUCAUCCUGCUGGGUUUGGGACAGGCUCAGAUUAGCACACAGUUCCAGGAACAGAGCCAGAGUCGGGGCCAAGGCCAGGAGAAUUCAGCCACCCCAUGGAGGCAGGUGAUUCAGUGGGAGAACAAUGGCCGAAUGUUUAGCCUGCUUAACACUGGAGCUGAGUACGUCCCUGCCAGGGCAGCAGCCCAGGAUAGAGGUCCCAGGGUGGUUGUGGCAGAUGCUAAUCCACGCUCACCACGCAGACCUCAAGGAGGCAAUGUCCGCCGACAAGCUCCGCCAAGAGGAUCCUCUGAGACUGUUCGUGGGCAGGCCAGGCAUCCUUUCGGCUUUGGCCAGGUGCCUGAUAACUGGAGACAGACAACAGGAAAUGCAGGGGGUGGCAGUUUCCAGGCAUCCUCUGGCUCUCGAUUCAGGCCGUCUGCAGGCUCAUCUUCAUCAGCAUCAUCAUCUUUUUCUUCAUCCUCCUAUAAUGUACCAUCCUACCCUCAGUACCCAUUUCCACAACAGGCCCCAUAUCCAGUUAUGCCUUAUGACCCAAGUCUGACAGAGGUACCUGUGAGGAGCUAUGAGCCUCCCUUUCAGCCUGUCGUCCCAGGAGGAGCAUAUGGUGGUGGAUCAUAUGGAGCCGGACGGGGUUAUACUGGAUUAGGUGGUAUGGUCUCUGUGGUCCCCGACUCUCCUUCGGAAUAUACUGAUGAUGGCUAUCGGUACUACCAAUCUUUCAGCUAUGGGCCUAAUCCCGUGGCACCUGCUCGAGCUGCCCAGCCACCCUUUUCAGAUGGUCUGGACCAUAGAUACACCCACAGUCUCUAUAAUGAGGAACCCGCUCCUGCUGUCUCUGUUCCCGACACCAACCAGGCAAGCCCCAUUGUAGUGGACAGAACGGGACCACUUGGUCAACCCCUGAUCAGAAGCCCUCAGUAUGAGCAGUUUCCUCCAUUUGGAAGACCCCAGCCGCCAUUCCUACAGCCCAUUCCUUCAAGCAGAAAUUCUCCAAACUCUGCCCUUGAGAACCCCAGUGUCAAUGUAGGAAGUGUGUACCGACCACAACAGAGAGGGUUACCUGAUCUGAUUCCGGAUCCCAACUACGUCCAGGCUGCUACAUACAUCCAGAGAGCCCACAUGUACUCACUCCGCUGUGCCGCUGAGGAAAAAUGCUUGUCAAGCUCUGCCUACAGCCCCGAGACUACUGAAUACGAUGUGAGGGUCCUGCUUCGUUUCCCACAGAGGGUGAAGAACAAGGGAACAGCAGACUUUAUGCCUAACAGGGCACGCCAUACCUGGGAGUGGCAUAGCUGUCAUCAGUAA